AUGCCGGUUGAUCGUCUCCUAACGACGCUUUUGCGGUCACUGCAGACUUACACAGACCAACAAGACACUCCUCGGUUCGCAUCUCGAGUCCCGUCCUGCGCGCAUCAUACUGACAACCUCAGGAUCCUCGGAACAGCAUCUUCACUUCUCACAUCUCUGGGAAACCCGCACAAUCUCAGCCUCCUCACCUCGCAUCUCCUCACCGCGCCUGCUUUUUGGGACCGGCCCGAUGGCGUCCGAACCCCCUUGCGCCUCCUCUCCGUCUUCCACGCUGCUGUCACGACCAUCGUAAACUACCACAACGAAGUACGAUGGAAGAAAGCCCCCAAACCUGAGCCGGGCCAGCUUCCCGUGGGCGGGGGCCUGUCUCUAGACGAAUGGAUCCGUGCCGUAGUGGCUGGCGCAGACGACCGAAGCCAAAGAUGGAAGCACCUCAUCGUUCUUGGAGGGCUUCUGAUCGGCAUCGGAAGUCUGGAAGAGCAAGGAAUGGACCUCUACUGGGCCUCUUCCAUGAGGAAACUGGUGGAAGGCGCCUUGGUGCGCGCCACAAACCUGGCGCUGGUCGAGGUCAGGGAGCGGAAUGAGGUGGAUGGACUCGGAGGACAGACGAUUACCCUGGCACUGAACCAUGCAUUUGGAUGUCUUGCCGAUGUAGAGAGAGCACAAAUAGACUACGAUCUGCUGCUACCGGUACUGAUUGGUACUGCAUACUACUCGAGUGAAGGCUUCCAGUCGGCAUACUUCCUCGGAGGGUUGGACCUCGACGUGCAGGUAGCACAGUCAGGGAAGCUGGAUUGGAGUACCCGCUCCAGCUCCUACAGACAGGUCGAAGGCAUCAUGAAUCGACCCCUUGUGGCCUCCAUGGGACCCCUGUCAAGGCUCAUUGCACAUGCAGUGGAGAACGCGAAGAAUCCAUGGAUCAUCCAAACAAUGAUGGACGACCUGGCGAGCUUCUCUCGAGCACUCACGACUCAGUGGCGACAGAUCAAGUUCUCUGACAUCGAGCCUGCGGAGGAGUCGGCGCAACUAGAGGAUGAAGCGCUCCAUCGCAGCACGCCGCAACUGUGGAAGCUGCUCAAGGCCGCUCUAUUCGCAACUACCAUCAUUCUCCGCGGCGUAUUUACUCGGACUUUGCGCGACCGAGCACUUGCAGCCGAUGCGAUAGCCCCCAUGCUAGCAUCACAAGCUCUGCAUACCCUCCGACAUCUCUACUUCAUCACAUCCCGAUUAGGUCCAGCAUCUUUCUCCCAACAUACCUUUGUCUACUUGACAGCCAUCGACAUCCUUGCUGCCUACCCAAACCACACAGACAAAUUCCUAAAAUCGAUCGCACCGCAGCAGCUUGGCCACAUCCCACGACACCCACUUGACCGCAUAUUGGAUCUUUACUUCCUGAACACGGCAGAGCACUUCACGCUCAUACUUUCAACUAAGACGAAUGAAGACCUGCUGGUAGCUUCAGCGAUGCCAUACCUAGCAGCAGGAGAGAAUCGACAUAUGCUGCCCGUCUUUGAGGCUGCGCACAGUGUCAUGCUCGCUGUACUCACCGCACCGCAAUCCGCAGAAAUCACUGCAAAGCACCUGCCGUUUUACAUCGACGCGCUGUUCAGUGUCUUUCCCCACAAUCUUUCGCCACGACAGUUCCGACUGGCAUUCAAGACUUUGAUGCGUGUGACGGCGCCACCAUCAGCACUUUCAGCUACCCAUCCAGAUCUGCCUGCAACAUUACUGGAGCUUGUUUUCCACCGAGCAUUGAGCGCACCAGCGCAACCACUCCCGCCCGAUGAGACAGCUCUUGCACUCCAAGGCUCAGAUGCGCCGCCUCCUCCACUUUCGGAACAAGCCGUGCUCGCUCUAACCCUCAUCGACGCUCUUCCAAUGCUUCCUAUCCCGUUGCUAGAAGAGUGGCUCCCGUUAUGUGCCGACUUACUGAAUCGCAUUGAAGACGAUGACAUGCGAGAGAUUGUGAAAGCAAGGUACUGGGAAGUGCUAGUGAGUGGUGAGAUGGACCCGGAACGCAGCAGUGCAUCAGUCACAUGGUGGACCACAAGAGGAGGACGAGAAUUGGUCUUAUUUGGAAGAGAAAACAUGCAAUAUGGCAUGAUGAGUGGAGCAUUGCCAGUCGAAGAGAGAGUUGUGCGAGAAAGCAAAUUGUAGGAUGAUACCCGUCGACUCAAAGUCUGACAUAAAUGACACAGCAACUUUCGA
This is a messenger RNA of Parastagonospora nodorum SN15, 2208 nucleotides long. RefSeq lists its product as hypothetical. The record is from RefSeq and is a predicted model, not a curated record. The coding region runs from base 1 to 2157 and encodes 718 amino acids. Lineage: Eukaryota; Fungi; Ascomycota; Dothideomycetes; Pleosporales; Phaeosphaeriaceae. The transcript has 2 exons.